Phytophthora sojae is the source of this 6573-nucleotide messenger RNA. RefSeq lists its product as hypothetical. The transcript is spliced from 4 exons. Gene Ontology annotation, molecular function: protein binding. The coding region runs from base 1 to 6573 and encodes 2190 amino acids. NCBI's taxonomy places the organism in Eukaryota, Oomycota, Peronosporomycetes, Peronosporales, Peronosporaceae. The record is from RefSeq and is a predicted model, not a curated record.
AUGGAGGUGCUGCUGCAGGCGGCGGACGCGCGCGUGGCGCCGCUGCUGGCGUGCGUCAAGGGCUGGCCGCUGGAGGCGCAGGCGGACCUGACCAACUGGCGCGCCGUGCUGUUGAAGCUGCACCGCCUGCUAGUGGCGGCGCUGCAGCAGUGUCCGUACCUGCUAUUGGUCGAGGCGGAGCUGGAGAAGGCGCAGGAGCCAAUCGCCGUGCAGACGGAGCAGGAGCUGACCGAGCUGGUGUUCGAGAUCUUGAAGUUCUCGGCCUUCCUGCUGGAGAACGCCGCCAACAAGGCCGUGUACCCAUCUGCGGAGCCCGUGAUGGCGCUGCUGGCCGCGCGUAACGAGCGCGUCGUGGCUGAGGCCACCAAGGUCGUUGCCAUGCUGGCGCUGCCCCCGCAGGUGCACCGCUACGCUGCAGACCCCACGAGCUUCGUGGACCCUGCGGCUGGCCGCAACAAUUUGCUCAGACGACGACUGCUAACUGUGGCGCAAGGACGCGGGGCGCCCAAGAACAGCUUGGAGGUGGUGGAUUAUUUGAAUGCGACGAACGCAGACACGGCGAGCAAUGUGGAGUUUCAGUUUUACAGCUCGGAGCAGGACGGAGGCGACGAUACCGCGGCCAGAGUGGUGAGUGUGGCCAUUCCGCCCUACGAGGAGAUCGUGGGAGCCAGCACGUCGCCUGCUGAAGCGGCGUGCGCGGCAGCGACCGCCUGUGAGCGUUUGAUUGAGCAGUACAAAAUCCCCAAGAGAUUGCAUUUCCAGCUAUUCACGCAGGUGCGCGCGUGUUAUGCUGCGCGCAGUGCGUUGGCGCGCGAGAACUUGGUGGUGGAACGCCUGUACGCGCUGCUGGCGCUGUUUUCGCUGUUUAGCGAUGCGUGGGACGUGACGAAUUACGUGGAGCAGCACCCGGAACUUACGCGAGGAAUUGUGGAGCUAAUUCGCGUUGAGAGCAUUGAGCGCGUGCCCGUGCGCGUUCGAGUUACUGCGCUGCUUGUGCUCACGGCGUUAGUGAAUGACCGAGUUGGACGAGCGGGGGGCAUGGGCGUUCUUGGUCGUCAGUCAAAUGUGCUGCAGGCUCUGGGCGUCGUCAAGGGGACACCGCACGGUGUGUUCCCGUCCCUUGUGCGGUUUUGCAUGGCUGAACUCGGCGACGUGUCCACUCUUAGCUCUACAGCUGCGACGUCAGGGUCUCCGUCGCCUACCGCGCUCGCGUCCGAAGCGGCGGAUACAGAUAUGGACAUGAGCUUGGCGGUCGCUUUCGUGCAGGCUACAACGGACUUGUUAUCCCCACAGGAGGCCCAGGUGGUUAGUGCACCUCCAUUUCGAAGUGUAAGCAGCGGAAACGUCCUAGAGGCCAAGCUAUGCUGGAUGGAGGCUGUCUUGGGAUUGCUGACCACGGUGGUAGCGAUCCAAUCCGGCGCUGCUGUCCUGACGGAAAACGGCAUUGUGCCGGCUCUUCUGCAUGUGCUGACGUUACCCUCUUUGAGCACUUUUCACAUGGCCGUGACGACGCAGUGUGUGCAAGCACUGGAAAUCACGGUGAGCAGUCAUUCAGCCGCAGCUGCUCUCUACAGGGACUUGAACGGCGUCGGAAUUCUUGUGGAUCGGCUCAAGCUCGAAUGCGCCAGUAUUGUAAACAGAAGUCCGACGACCUCAGUGGUUUCCGAAACGAAGACGGUGCUGCUUCUGGCCAUCUUAGCGUCAUUAUCGAUGUCGUUCCAUUCGCAAGGCGUCAUGAGCGCAGGAGCGACAAGCCGCGCCAUUCGCGAGGGCAGCGCACUCAACAAGGUGCUACUACAGCUUCUGUCCAACGUGGACGUGUUUGGGCCCGUCGUAUUCGCCCAGACGGCUGUUGUGGUUUCGGACGUCAUCAACAAUGACCCGAGCAGUGUGAAUCACGUGCAUGCUGCGGGUUUGGCGGACGCGUUCUUGAAAACACUUACGCGAUGGGAUAUCGCCGAGUUGUACCCGUCGCGGAUACUGUUGCCGCCAUCCAGCGAGCUGCUGACAGCGGUCCCCACUGUACUGAAUGCGCUUUGUCUUACUACUACGCAUGCGGAGAAGGUGGCGAAGUACGAGCCGCUUAUGCACCUGCUAGACGUAUUCGCGCUCCCUCAAUACACAGAAGAUGAAGCCAAAGAUUACUGCUUCCAAGGUGAUACGGCUGCGGCCGUUGGUGCAGGUAUUUUCGAGUUGAUGCGGCAUGUGCCAAGCUUCCAAAAUGCAGCUAUUCAAGCUGCAGUGCAUGCUCUGAAGAAGGUGAUUCGGUUUGGCGAAGAAUCGAAACAGACAACAACAUCGUCAGCGGAGAAUAUUGCUGGAGACAAGGAUCGUGGUAUUUUGAUUCGGAUGACGACGCAUGUGGCGGAUCUGCUGGAACCAUUGCUCUCCAAGUCCGAGCACGCUGCAUAUUUUGCGGACCUUGGAGGCAUUCGUCUGCUGUUGACACUGUAUCAAUUAAUUCUCCCGAGCACGUCCUCAUUCCUGGAUGGCGCCCUACCAAGCAACAAGGCCACAAAGACGGGGUCGCCACAAAGUUCAUUUGCCCAUAACCCCGCUGUGCAGUCGAUUACUCUUGCGCUGCGUUCGUAUGCGUCACAGCAGCCGACGAAUCUUCUGGCCGCUAUCGUGAAAGAACUGAGCUUGCAAAUGGACAGCCUCCAGCGUGCCCGUGCCAAGGUUGGAUUGCCGUGGUAUUUGAGUGAAAGCGGUGAAGGUGCUGAAGGCGUGUUAAGUUCGCUUCCUGACAUUGAUUUGGCAAAGAUGAUUACCGAACAAGACAAGAGCAGUGUCGCCAAUACGUCUGCUGAUAAAGUCAUGGUUGCCGGCGAAUAUCUUCGGGUGCUUGCUGUGUUGGAAUGGCUCGCUUCGGUGCUUAUCUGGACGUUGGAGACAGCGCAUACGCACAUGCAGAGUCGGAGGUGGUUCACGGACUUUACAGCUCCCUCGACGCAGCACGUCAUUGCGCGAUUAUUCCGUGUUGACCGCUCAGUGCAGUUCGAACGAGCGAGUUUGGCAUCACUUCAUCAGAAGAAGCGCAAAGAAAAGUGUGAAAAGUCUAAGAGUGCAGUCGAUGAAGCAGACGCCAGCAUGGAGAGCCCUCGUGGAACUGGUCUGUGGAAGAUGGGUUCAUUGCUGCUUCUGCGCUUUUCGUUAAGCAUGCGCGGGCUUUUAACAGCAUACAGCAAGGUUUUUCUAUCGGCUCCUAUGCAGCACCGGCGAGGCGACGAUAUCGUGGUCCCCCUUGCACCACACGCGCGGAAACUUGCGCUGACAGUCACGCAAAUUCUGGGAGGCCACUUGCUGUAUGUUGUCUCGGUGAAUCGAGCUACACAGAUCGACACGUUCGUACAGCAGUACUACCUCACGUUCCUGUUGGAGACAAUUUCCGUCGUGCUUUUCGAAGGAAAGAAAAAGCAGGCCAACACAUUAUUGCUCGUUGAGCUCAUGAAACCACUGUGCGAUGUUUCCGGGAUGGAAACUUCGACUGAACGACCUCAGCCUCCGCAAGUUCCUUCUACAUCGGUUGAAGAUGUGCCCAUGAUUCAAGACAGUGCCCUCGAAGGUGAAGGUGAUGCUGCUAAGGCGGGUAAAGCGAUUACAACGUGUGCCGGCGCACAAAUCACGGCCUCGAACCUGAUGGACGUGAUCAUGAAUAUCAUCGAGCGCUUCUUUGCAGUGUGUCUCGAAGGAGAGCGAGACAAACACUCUAAUGGCGAGGUUGGCGAUGGAGCGAAGCCCUCCCAAAUGGCGCUGACGUCGUUUCACAUCGCAGCGAGCGUACUGCGUAAGUUGUCCAACUUGGAAGGUUUAUCUGCAUCCCCGCUAACUGCGGCAUUACUGACAAGUGAUGAAGCUGGAGAAUCGGAUGAGGCACCGUUUGAGCCCCGAAAGCUAACCGCGCAAUUGCAUGGGAUGUGUGUUCGUGCAUUGCUGUCCAUUUGGAAACACCCCAAAUUCGCAUCUUCGCCUGUGGAAUCGUGUCUGGCUGAGGUAAUGCCAAUUGCAGUUACCAUCUUGAAAAGCCGCAUGGACAAUGAUGACGAGGCGGCAGGGUCGGAUACUGAAGGUGAGUUGAGUGGCACCGGUCGUCGAGGAUUGGGAUUUAGCCGCGGAAAUCGUGAAAGAAAUUCCAGCACCGAGCUCUACAACGAGGCGCUGUCGCUUCGACGAGCUCUCUUUGGUGGUGCACGUGGUGCAGGUUCGGCUGGAAGUAGUCAGCGUCAAUCUUUCGUACCCGAUACUGAGAUUGUAGACAGCCUCGUAUCGAUGGGCUUUCAGCAGUCACGGGUGGAGCGUGCUCUUCGACAGAUUCAAGUGAACAACGUGGAACUGGCCAUGGAGUGGAUACUGGGACACCCUGAGGACGAGGGUGAAGAUGAACAGCAUGAUGAGACAAACGAUGAGGACAUUGCCGCUGGUGACGCAGCUCUUCGUCGAGAGAAAGAAGCUGCUGACGAAAAGAAGCUCGAAGCAGACUUGCAAGCGCUUUACAUUUCAUUGCGCGACAGUUUCGAGUCGGUAUGCUUCCAAAUCUUACGCGUGCAAGCUGGCAAGGAGAGACAAGAGGUUGAGAAACGACAGACUGACGCAACUCAAGUCGAAGCUCCGAGCAACUUUUAUCCGAGUCAAAACUUGGUAAAGGCGAUCGCGGAGUACUUCAGCUUUCUAUGCUCACGCUCAGACGAAGAUCGCGACUUGGUGAUUCAGCGCCUGAAUGCUGCUGUGUUGGAUUAUUUCAACGGAGACGAAGAAGGUGGGGAUGAGUUUUUAACGAUGAUGGCGCAUUUGCUGGCGCUUGUUCUUCAGUUGAACUCUGAUGCAUGGGCUGUAAUGCAGCUUCAGUCGCCGUCCUGCAUCGAUAAACUCGUGGCGUUUGUGUCAAGCACUGGAACAAACGACGAUGGUAUUCUGAAGCCCUCGUGUACUCCAAUUCUCUUGGUUCUCGACGCAGUCGUAGCAGGAAAAGCGUCGAAGCGCUUGUCUUCGCCUUCUUCUUCGACUGUUGGUGACGCUCUCGGGAGUAGUGAGAGUAUGAACGACAAGCCAAAAGAAGGAAGCCAAAAUGAUGAUAUCAAGCGAGCGGAGGACAGUGCGUUUGAGGAGCAACUUGUCAGCAUCUGCUUACAAUUACUCAAGCAAGCGUCAUCGACAGUGCCAUCGGCGUCGUCUGUGUCGACUGACAACAAGACGCUAGCGCACGCAAUUUGGCAGCUAUUGUCACGUUUGACCCUUAAGUAUGAACUGGCGUCGUAUUUUUCGGCGCAUGGCGGUCUCGAUGCUGUACUGGAUGUUCCGGAAAGUAUUUUCUUCGCCGGAUACCAAGAGCUUACCAGCACAUUGCUCUCCCAGGCGCUCGAGUCGCCGGAGGUUCUAGAGCAUAUGAUGGAAGACAAAAUUCGGCGUGCGAUUACCAAACUGUCGACUCGAUUCGGUGCACCAAGCCAGAUGCGCAUCACACCGCGGGCGUUGCUCACGGAGGUGGCGCCUUUCGCAGCGCGUAACGAAGCUGUAUUCCUUCGAGCUCUGCAGAACUCAGUGCGGGUAAAGAAGACUGAAUCGGGUCGAACUUACAUUUUGCCGAUACCGAAAAAGUCGGAGGGCACUGAUGCAUCACCAUCGGGGCAGCCCGUCGAUCAGCCCAAUUCGGCUCAACAAAGCGGGGCCAGUGGUGCAAAGGCCCUGCAGAAGCUACCGAAAGAUCACAAACACGAUGCUCACGUGAUCGUGCACAAGAUUAUUGGUCGCAUUCGCAAAUUGUGGGGAGUGGAAAAGAGUGUGAAGAAGCAGCAUGAAGCGCGCCAGACGCCUGGAAAUGAGAGCGGGCUGGUUCCUGCGGGCUUGUGUGUGGGAGUGUACCUGCAAUUGCUGGUUCAUCUGAUCACCCAUUUCCCAGCUUGUGCGACCGUUCUCGCGAAGGCGAAGGAUGAAGCGGGUGCAUAUGGUGAGCGUGGGGGCUUUAUUCGUUUGGUUCUGUGCGAGUUUUUACCUUCUCGGGAGCUUUGCCAGUUUGCUGCAUCUCGCAAGGCCUUGAAGGAAGACGGAUUCUAUAAAAACAGCAGACUGGGUAGCGGUGAUUCGGAUCAACUACUCUCUGAGGUGAAGAUAUUCGUUGACAGUCGUACGCGCAUGCGAGUCCACAACGCACACAGACUUCUCGUGAGCAUUGGCAGCCAUUCUGGAGAAGGCUCGAAGUGUAUUAUUUUGGAGCUUGUGCGCUUGCUGCAAGAGUGGCCUCAAAGCGACAGUCAUGCGAGUAAAAUCGAUGAUUUGACUGUGCGGGACGAGCAUGCGCUGAGUUCGCUGCAUGCUUGGUCUGGCCUGAUCAUGAGUGGCCUGAAGGGCAAGCACUCGUUCGUGACAUUGCUGGCUGAAGCUCUGCGUAAAAUCGACCUGACGCAUCCGCUGGCCCACGCAACAUGCAUGAUGUUGCUUCGACCACUCUCCACGCUUACGCGGUCGUUCGUGACACAUCGAGUUCGACGUUUGCUGAAGAAGCGGAAUCACGCCACCACCUCAGCAACAACCGCGAGACAAGCUCGUCCAGAACCUCAGCUGAUCGGGGUAACGUAA